AUGCCCAUGUACUUCUUCCUCUCCAACCUGUCCUUGGUAGACAUCUGUUUCACCUCCACCACCAUCCCAAAGAUGCUGGUGAACAUCCAGACACAGAGCAAAGUCAUCACCUAUGUAGGCUGCAUCACACAGAUGUAUUUUCUCACACUCUUUGGAGGUUGGUACAACUUCCUUCUAAUUGUGAUGGCCUAUGACAGGUAUGUGGCCAUCUGCCACCCACAGCAAGACACAGUCAUCAUGAAUCCCCGGCUCUGUGGACUGCUGGUUCUGGUGUCCUGGAUCAUAAGUGUCCUGAAUUCCUUGUUAUAUAGCUUACUGAUAUCAAGACUGUCCUUCCCUGCAGAAUUAGAUAUCCCCCACUGUUUCUGUGAAACUAAGCAGAGGAUCAAACUUGCCUGUUCUGACACCUUUCUUAAUAACGUGGUGAUGUAUUUUAUAACUGUACUACUGGGUGCUGGUCCCCUCGUUGGUAUCAUUUACUCUUACUCUAAGCUAGUGUCCUCCAUAUGUGGAAUCCCAUCAGCUCAGGGGAAGUAUAAAGCAUUUUCUACCUGUGCGUCUCACCUCCCAGCUGUCUCCUUAUUUUAUGGUACAGUCCUAGGAGUACCAUAG
Messenger RNA from Myotis daubentonii (Daubenton's bat), 612 nucleotides. RefSeq names its product olfactory receptor 7A10-like. The transcript has a single exon. The coding region runs from base 1 to 612 and encodes 203 amino acids. The record is from RefSeq and is a predicted model, not a curated record. Lineage: Eukaryota; Metazoa; Chordata; Mammalia; Chiroptera; Vespertilionidae.